AUGAGGACCAUAAACGCCAACCAGUCUGUGAAAAUCCCCGACGGCAUUGAUGUCACAGUCAACAAGAGGAUCAUAGUUGUCAAAGGCCCCCGUGGUUCGUUAGAAAGGAAUUUCAAACAUUUAGCUGUUGAUAUAUACCUGCAAGGACCACGUAUAUUAACUGUUGAAAAAUGGUUUGGAACCAAGAAAGAAUUGGCCGCGGUCAGAACUAUUUGCACUCAUGUUGAAAAUAUGAUUAAGGGUGUCACCAAAGGUUUCUUGUACAAAAUGAGAGCCGUAUAUGCCCAUUUCCCCAUCAAUUGUGUUACUUCUGAAAAUAAUUCACUUAUUGAAAUCAGAAAUUUCUUGGGAGAAAAAUAUAUCAGACGUGUCAAGAUGUCGCCAGGUGUCACAAUUACUAACUCCAAACAAAAAGACGAGUUAAUUGUAGAAGGAAAUGACAUUGAAAAAGUUUCUAGAUCAGCUGCUUUAAUCCAACAGUCUACAACCGUAAAGAACAAGGAUAUCCGUAAGUUCUUGGAUGGUUUAUAUGUAUCUGAAAAGACAACAGUUGUACAAGAGGAAUAA
Messenger RNA from Macrosiphum euphorbiae (potato aphid), 567 nucleotides. Lineage: Eukaryota; Metazoa; Arthropoda; Insecta; Hemiptera; Aphididae. The record is from the annotation of a GenBank genome assembly.